AUGAUGAACUCGAAUAGUGCAGAGCUAUUGCAAGCCUUCGAAAUAGCAACUGUUCAGCUCAAGUUUUGUCCUAAUCGUGUUUGGGCUGUCGCAGGUGAGGACCUACCGAAUUUGCUACCGCAUGUAGAGACACAUGAGGAUCAUAUCGAGCGAAACAAACACGAACUCUGCACUUUCGACUUUUGCGAAUAUUCCCGCCGUGACUUCACAUCCGUCCCGCAGCGGUGUGAAUGUAAGACAGAAGAUUGCAGAAAGAUCGGGUAUCAGUUUCCAAGAAGAGUACUUGACGAAGCUGCGAGAAGUGGCAAAUCAACUGUGUGGAAGUUAGCUGGACAAGUCAUGCUUGAAUCUCCACGACCUUUUAUGGCAGUCUCGCACGUCUGGUCAGAUGGAACCGGCGCCGGAUCCUGGCAAGAGGGAGAAGUUAAGGAAUGCCUAUAUGGAUUUUUCCGAGAUAUCGCAGAGGACUUUGGAUGCGAGGGAAUAUGGUGGGACACGAUUUCCAUUCCACGGGAAAAGGCUGCUCGCACGCAAGCUGUAAGCAGAAUGCACAUCAACUACCAGGACGCUCGGAUUACUUUGGUGCAUGACUUGUUUCUGCGAAACUGGGAGUGGGACCCUCAAACUGCCUGCUUCGCUAUUCUUAUGUCGCCUUGGUUUAGUCGUGGCUGGACUGCCCUAGAGUUGGCUCAAUCACCUAAGGUUAAAAUCAUUUUCAAAGGUCCUCAAGGCCCAAUUAUUAAAGAUCUGGAUGAAGAAAUUCUCGCAAAGGAAGAUAGCGACGAGGAAGAUAAGCAUGAAGUACGUCGAAGACGAGCAUCUCAGAUUAUCCGCAACCUACGGAGGCCAAUUACUUCAGUGAACAAGCUCUUGGCGGUGCUAGGCUCACGUUAUACCUCUUGGCCAAAGGAUUUAUCUAUAAUUUCAGCACUCCUAGUGGGUGUUGAACCAGAUGAAUCACAGCAGAACACCUAUAUGCGCAUAGUACGAAAAUUAGCAAAAGUUUCACCAGGUCACCUCUUCCACAAUGCUGCGACAAUGUCUGGGGGUUCUAGUUGGUGCCCUACAAGUCUAUUCUCAAUGCCGUUGGACAAUAAUCCUCGGUCCAGCCUCGGAUUCUCAGAUACUGGUAUUGAAGGGAAGUGGCGCAUUAUUUCUAUGGGAAAGGCACUUGAAAGCAAUUUCAUGUGGACCGGAUCGCAUCCGUUAAUACGGCAUCGAAUCCAAGAUACCCUCAAGAAGUACCCCAAACGGUGCUUACUUUUAGCUGAGUGUGGUAGCGAGCCCACUCAAAGAGCUCUGCUGGUGAGGAUUCUCUCAGAGGGAGGAGAGAAUUUUCAGCCUAUUCGCUGUCAAUAUGUUGGUGCAAUUAACUUACGCAAUAAAAUGAAAUUCGAAGAAGUCAAAGAAGUGGUGAUCGUCCACUCAGAUAGAAUUUUGUCAGAGCAGAAAGAACAAACACCCAUGACUUUCGAAAAGAAGACCAGCGAAGCUCUAAGGCAGGCAAUAUGGAGAAGAGACUAUGCCGUGUUCAUGAAGCUGGUUGGGCAAGUGGACUUGAAUGACCCGGAUGAACUUGGGCGGCGGCCAUUACAUCUUGCUGCAGAAAGAGGACAAGACCAAAUGGUACGGCACUUAGUACAUUUAAGAGCUGAACUGAACUUGCGAUCUCAUAAUGGGCAAACCGCAUUCCACCACGCUGUCUGGGGAGGCUCUGUUCAAGUGGUGGAGUUUCUCAAGGAGAGAGUUGAUGAAAUGGCGACAGACAGGAACGGGGAUACGGCAUUGCACAUAGCCACUCAUAUGGGAUUUUUCUUCGUUGCAAAGGCUCUCGUCAGCGAUCGUACCAUCGAUGCACAAGGCUCUAACAACCUGACACCACUUCAUAUCGCAUCGAUAAAUGGCCACUUAGAACUGGCUAACAUGUUCAAAGAUGCCAACAUCGCAAGCAAAGAUAGCAAAUUUGGCUGGACGCCGCUACACUGCGCGGCAGAUAGUGGAAAUCAACAUUUGGUGAGACUUUUGCUUGACCGAGGGGCGCAGGUUGACGUGCAAGAUAAAUACGUUGGUUGGACACCAUUACAUUUCGCGGCAAUAAACGGACAUGUAAAGGUGGCGGAUACGCUACUUUGCUUUGCAGCCAGCAUCAAUGCCGAAGAUAAAUACGGAUGGACACCUCUAGAGUUUGCUGAGGCAAAUGAACAUGUGGAGGUAAUUAAGCUGCUGAAGCGUAAUGCCGCCAAUUUUCCCGCCCUCACUGCCGAAGUUCUUCCAUAUGGACACAAUUGGACACUUCCACACUGCAUGGCGAUCAAUAAUGAACGAGGCCUGAUCAAGAAAUUGUUCAACAUCGACAUCAAGCACUCUUUUGAUAGGAGUGCUCCCGACGCGCCAAUACAGCUUGCAGCUGCGAGUAAGCUAGAGACCACGAUCCGGAAAAUGCUCCACAACGGCACCGGUUCUAUUGAAGUUCUGGCAUAUGAAGGUGACACGCCACUGCACUGGUCGGCACGGCACGGAUAUGAGAGGUUGACGCGUGUGCUGCUCAACGUAGGCCCAGAUAACAGGGAGGCCAAAAACCAUGCCACUCGAACGCCUCUGCAUUGCGCUACCGAAGAAGGGCAAGAGGCUACAAUACGUCUCCUGCUAGAUGCCGGUGUCAACAAGGAGGCCAAAAUUGAGGGUGGUGAACGAUCAAUGCAUCUUGCUGCCAAGAAAGGACACGAGGCUAUUGUGCGUCUGCUGGUAGAUGCUGGUGCUGACAAGCAGGCCAAAACUGGUUCGGAUGAAACGCCAUUGCAUUUUGCUGCCAAGAAUGGACACAAGACUAUCGUGCGUCUGCUGGUCAAUGCUGGUGCUGAUAAGGAAGCAAAAAGUGUUUCUGGAGGAACGCCAUUGCACUAUGCUGCCGAGAAAGGGCACGAGACUAUUGUACGUAUGCUACUAGAGGCUGGCGCUGAUAAGGAGGCUGCGACCCGUACUGGUUACACGCCAUUGCAUUUUGCUGUCAAGAAUGGACACAAGGCUAUUGUGCGUCUGCUGGUAGAUGCUGGGGCUGACAAGGAGGCCAAACUUGAGGGUGGUGAACGACCAUUGCAUCUUGCUGCCGAGAAAGGACAUGAGGCUAUUUUCCGUACACUCCUCGAGGCUGGCGCCGACAAGGAGGCCAAAGUCAAACAAAACGAUAGGCCAUUUCAUCUUGCUGCCAAGGGAGGACACGAGACUAUCGUACGUAUCCUACUAGAGGCUGGCGCUGAUAAGGAGGCUGCGACCCGUACUGGUUACACGCCAUUGUAUAUCGCUGCUUAUUUUGGACAUGAGACUAUCGUCCGUCUAUUACUGAGGGCGAACGUCGAAACGGAACCAUGGAACAAUUAUAAUGGUCGAACACCGCUACAUGAAGCUGCUCGAAACGGACGUAAGGCUAUCGUGCAUCUGCUACUAGAGGCGGGCACCACAAAGGACCCCAUAGAUGACAAUUUGCAAUCGCCGCUGCAAUAUGUGACUAACCACAAGUAUACAUGGGAUGAUGACGCUGGAAACGGGUGUAAGGCUAUCGCGCGCCUGUUGCUCGGGGAGGUGAAAGACAAUAAUUCUUAA
Molecule: messenger RNA, 3600 nt
Organism: Penicillium coprophilum
Lineage: Eukaryota; Fungi; Ascomycota; Eurotiomycetes; Eurotiales; Aspergillaceae
Product: ankyrin repeats (3 copies) domain-containing protein
Exons: 1
Coding region: 1-3600 (1199 amino acids)
Molecular function (GO): protein binding
Source: RefSeq, a predicted model, not a curated record